AUGGUCAAGGGUGGUUUCAUCUCGUCUCUCCUGUCCCUGGCCGCCGUCGCCCGAGCCUGGAACGCGCCCAACUAUGGCGGCUUCAACCUCGUCUGGCAGGACAACUUUGGCGGCAGCGCCGGCCAACUUCCCAACGAGGGCAACUGGAACAUCAUCGACGGCAACCUCGGCAUCAAUGAAGAGCUGCAGACGUACAAGCGCAACCCCCGCAACGUGCAGCUGAGCGGCGGCGACAGCUUGCAGAUCGUGCCCUGGCGCGACGGCAACGGCUGGACGUCUGGCCGCAUCGAGUCCAAGUACACCUUUACGCCCGAGGCCGGAAGGAUCACCCGCGUCGAGGGCGCCAUCAAGUUUGGCGACAACGGCAUCGAGCAUAAGAAGGGCCUGUGGCCUGCCUGGUGGAUGCUCGGCAACAUCUUCCGCCAGAAUAAGCAGUGGCCUGCCUGCGGUGAGCUGGACAUUCUCGAAGCCGUCAACGGAGAGCUCAUCGGCCACGGGACCAUGCAUUGCGACGUAUCUCCCGGUGGCAAAUGCAACGAGGGCGCCGGCAUCGGCUCCACUGUCAAUUUUCCCAACCAAGACUGGCAUACCUGGCGCCUCGAGAUUGACCUUCGUCCCGGGAACUGGGUUGACCAGACAGUUGUAUGGUAUCUGGAUGGCCAGGAGUUCCACCGCAUUCCUGGUUCCACAAUCAACAACUACGACAUCUGGCACGCUGUUGCCCAAAGCCCGCUCUACUUCAUCCUCAAUAUGGCCGUUGGUGGCAAAAUGCCCGGUUCCCCCAACGGGGAAACCUUCGACGGCUAUGGUAGCAUGAUGGAAGUCGGCUACACUGCCCACUACGUCAGCCAGUAA
This is a messenger RNA of Cordyceps militaris CM01, 855 nucleotides long. RefSeq names its product secreted glucosidase. The coding region runs from base 1 to 855 and encodes 284 amino acids. Gene Ontology annotation, biological process: carbohydrate metabolic process. NCBI's taxonomy places the organism in Eukaryota, Fungi, Ascomycota, Sordariomycetes, Hypocreales, Cordycipitaceae. The transcript has 2 exons. Gene Ontology annotation, molecular function: hydrolase activity, hydrolyzing O-glycosyl compounds. The record is from RefSeq and is a predicted model, not a curated record.